Messenger RNA from Nezara viridula (southern green stink bug), 759 nucleotides. The record is from the annotation of a GenBank genome assembly. Lineage: Eukaryota; Metazoa; Arthropoda; Insecta; Hemiptera; Pentatomidae.
AUGGGUCCCGGCCUGUCAGGAUGGGGGGAUGUUGGCAGCAGGGCAUCUCCUUUCAAACAAAGGAAGUGCCUCCAGGGAAACCUGUACUAUGGGACUGAGCGAUGGAGGGCUGUCGCAUUGGACCGAGACGAGUGGCGACGUAUUGUUGAGAAGGGCAAGGUCCCACGCGGACUAUGGCGCCAAGAAGGGCACUGCUCACCACCGCAUCCAACCACAGAACAUAAUUCGCAAAGGUCACUCCAAUCGUCCUGUGUUCCUUCUCAAAGAGUGGUACGACAAUACCAGCUCCCAUCCAGCUCUUUAAGCCAAAGGGUGGACUACGACAGAGAGUCCACCCUACUUAGGUCGACCAAAACAGAACAAGGAGGAUGCAUAGCCAAUCUCCUCUCCAGAAUAUCUCAGUUGGGUCAGUGGAAUACCAGGGACGCUGCAGCUGGGAGGGUCUUGGAAGUGGUUAUAAUGAGGAGCCAGGAUGGUGAGCCUAUCUCACAGGAUGAGAUGCAACUCAUACACAGACUCCUCAUAGUUGAAAUUGCCCUUAAAUUUUGGAGAGUGCCACCAACAGCUUCUAGAUCCAGCAAUCCCUCACAAGAGGACACCAUGAGGAGCAGGUACCAUUACGCUCCUGCACUUUCAACCCCCCUUAUCAGCAAUGGGAGAUGCCAGCACCACUUCAGCAGUCGAAGUCUCAACUUCCAAAGCCCACCACAGUACCUCAACCGAGACAGACAUCAGCUACACAGAGGCAUUCAGGUAUGA